This is a messenger RNA of Cydia amplana, 1986 nucleotides long. RefSeq lists its product as uncharacterized. Bases 522 to 1874 code for a protein of 450 amino acids. The record is from RefSeq and is a predicted model, not a curated record. NCBI's taxonomy places the organism in Eukaryota, Metazoa, Arthropoda, Insecta, Lepidoptera, Tortricidae. The transcript has 8 exons.
CAUGCUCACGCGCACUUGACUUUGAUCUCAAGAUCUAUAAUAACUAUAAGUAAUAUGAAACCGUGCGUAUACUGGUUUUGCUUAUAUAUGAGUUUGUAAGCGUAUAGAAUAUCAUUGGUUAGAAAACGAGCGUGUCACAAGUGAGACUGAGACAACGAUAUCGGCCUUAGACGAAAAAGGAAGACCGGCCGGUGCCGACGUUGGUACGCAAUCGAAAAUUUCAAAUUUCGAAUUUAUCGCUUUACUAUUUCAGUUUAUAACCGGCCAGUGUUUUGUGUGCUAUUUUAAUAUAGCAACACUGUUUUUAACGACUCAGCAGUGAGUACGUGUUGCAAUUCCUACCGGUGUUCGUUGAGUCAUGCAUAUUUAAUGUCGUUUUUAUCGUAAAUUGUGAUAAUUAAUAUGAGAUAGGACGUUCCUAAUAAUUAUCAACAGUUUUAGCAUCGGUGUUGUGUUAGCUGCACGAGCUAUUUCAAGAUUAGAUCGAUAAUUUCGAAAACAAAAGCGAAUUUGAAGUCAAAAUGAAGCUCUCCUUCCUCCUCGUCUGCGGCCUGCUGCCGUUCAUCAGGACAGAGGAAGAGAACCCGUUCCUGGACCUGGCUUCCUCCUUCAUCCAGAACAUGGGGGAUGGGGGUGACGGCAUGGGGGCGCUCGGCAGCAUCGUGGGUUCGCUGAUGCAGGGGCAAGAUGGAGGGAAUGCCGGAGAUGUUCUGUCAGGAAUCGGCAGCCUACUCACCGGGCAAGACGGCAAAAUCGACCCCGCCAUGAUCGGCUCAAUGAUAUCCAUGUUCGCCCAAAUGAACUCCAAUGAACCCAAGCAGCGUCAGAAACGGCAAAAUAACGAGAAGCCAGAUAUAAACCUGGACAGCAUCCUGGGCAUGGCUUCCGGUCUCUUGGGGAACAAGAAUGUGGCGUCCCUGCUGCCGGUUGUCUUGAACGCGUUCAAUAGCUUGUCCAACCCGGAUAAUAAGGAGUUGGCUGCUGGACAUAAGGACCAUGCUGACUUCUUGCCACCUUUCUUGGAGAAGCUGCAUCUUUAUUGGGAUCUUUUCACUGAAUCUGAGUUGGGAAAAGUGAUCUGGGAGAAAUCAGGCCUGAAACGGGCCCUGAAAGCCUUUACUGGCCCCGACGGCAGCCUGAGCUUCGAGCUGAUGAUGAAGAGUUUCGAGAACCAAUCCUUCCGGAGGCACUGGAUCAAGGCGGCCGCCAGAUACUUGACCGAUGUGGUGAUGCAGAUCGCGAAGCCUGAGGUUUAUCAGAGGUACAUCGGCGCCGCGGAAUACAUAAUCAACAGCUUCUUGGACGCACAGGGCCUGCCUCGCAGCACCCACUUCAACGUCAAGACCCCAGAGAAGUCCGUCACAGUGCUCCUCAACUUCGUGCUCAAGCGGUACCUCAACGUCGACGCGGAUGUGGCGUCGUACGUCAAACCCGCCGUGGAUUACUUGAAGCAAACCUUGAAGAUGGCACAAGCGACCUCCGCAAGCCUGACCAGCCGCGGGGACUAUAACGCCCUCGCCGACCGCGUGACAGACACACUCAACUUGGAGAUCAUUGAGCCAGUGCUGAGGGUGUACCGCGCUUACAAGCAUUCUGUAGCUGCGCCGCACUGCCAGGAGCAUCUCAUGUGUCUGGUUAACAGGCACCACGAUCAAGACAAGCAAGGACUACCCGGCUUCAAAGCGGGUCUCACAAAGGUAGCCAGUAUGGCCGCGUCGGCCGCGCUGAGCUUCCAAAAUGGAAAAGGAUUCUGGGACCUUUACAACGCGAUCCAAAGCGAUGUCAACUGUGAGGCUAAAUACCCCGCAGACUGUGCUUCUUUCCACGAACACGAACUGAAGGUCACCACAGAAGUAUACCACAGUGAAUUAUAGACUAAUGUUAUAAGUGGCAACACUCGCCGUCGAUGCUUAUCGAAUUUAAACCUUAUAGAAUAGGACAAGAGUCUAUAUUCGCUUGCAAGUUUUAGUUUUUUUUAAUUAAGUA